Vespula pensylvanica (western yellowjacket) is the source of this 1668-nucleotide messenger RNA. RefSeq lists its product as uncharacterized. Gene Ontology annotation, cellular component: endoplasmic reticulum membrane; cytoplasmic microtubule; endoplasmic reticulum tubular network. The record is from RefSeq and is a predicted model, not a curated record. The transcript is spliced from 9 exons. Bases 333 to 1589 code for a protein of 418 amino acids. Lineage: Eukaryota; Metazoa; Arthropoda; Insecta; Hymenoptera; Vespidae. Gene Ontology annotation, biological process: endoplasmic reticulum tubular network organization. Gene Ontology annotation, molecular function: microtubule binding.
UUCGAAACGAUGUAUUUGUGAUAACGCUCGUCGAUUUUCAAGGAGUCACUCGAAACCUUUGAAAUUUAUGAUGAAUCGGUGUUUCUCCUCGUUCGAGCUCACCUCAAGAAGAGAAUUUUCCAAUACCUUGCGAACUUCGAUUCGAGAAAGAAGAAAGCUACGACGAUAUCAAUAUUUUUUUGAUAUUCGGACAAAUAUAUCGAUAGGAGGAAGUUCAUCGAAUCGGCUCAUCGACCGACGAUUUGGAAGUUUCUACUCUGAGGAACGACAAUUUUUUCAUCACACGAGAGACAGAAAGAGAGAGAGAGAGGGAAAGAUUUAAAAAAUAGAAAAUGGAGAUCGAAAACGCACACCUGUUGAUAACGAGAACGAAGAGAAUCGAUAAUAAUAGGAUCGAGGAAGAUCUUCAAAUCAUAGCACUUCGUAGAAAAUUAAAACAUUUGACAAACUGGACACAGCGUUUCGUUGAUAGGCUUCCUGUUCGAAUGACCUUGAGCAAUUUGGGGAUACUGGCAGUUUUUCUUGCCAUUGUUUUACCGAAAUCGUUAACUUAUAUACUUUUGUAUCCAAUUUUUAGAUUAGUCUUUGGUACUUUAUAUCCGGCUUAUGCUUCCUACAAAGCUGUACGAACGCAAAAUGUCAAGGAAUAUGUCAAAUGGAUGAUGUAUUGGAUCGUAUUCGCUCUUUUCACUUGCGCUGAGACAUUUACGGACGUCUUCUUCAGCUUUUGGUUCCCGUUUUAUUAUGAGAUCAAGAUUAUUUUGGUGCUCUGGCUAUUGAGUCCUGCAACUAAGGGCUCGAGUAUAUUAUAUCGACGUUUCGUUCAUCCUGCAUUGACCCGUCGCGAAGCUGAAAUCGACGAAGCUCUUGCACGUGCUACAGAACAGGGAUACAAAGCUGUCCUGCAUCUUGGCACCAGAGGUGUAAACUAUGCAACUACUGUGCUUAUGCAAACCGCUAUCAAGGGGGGCGGUGGAUUGGUUCAACAAUUGAGGAAGAGCUAUAGUUUAAGCGAUUUGACUGGUGGAAAGGAUGUCGAAAAUAGAAGCUUGCCUGAAUCGCGAGACGAGACUGACAUGGAAGUGGAACCUCGUCGAAGAGAGCAUGUAGGAAGAAGAGGAUACAGUCCACGAAGGACACAAUCCAGCACCAAUAGAGUAGAAAUGUACUUUUCUGAAGUAGACGUCGAUAUGAUUCAACCAAGGCCUAGAGAACCAAUAACUAGUUUAACUAAUAUCAGAUCGUCCGACGAUAUAUCCAGCGGAUACAGUAGUGGUGAAGCAUUGCAAUCACAUCGAGUAACAUCCCAAGGUGACACUUUGGUUAGAACAUCGAGUGUAGGAGCCAGGACACGCGUGAAGCCUCGCUCGACAACAAAAAAAACACCUGAGGACACUGGAGAGGAAUCCGAGUACGACGACCUUCUUCCAUCGCCAUUAACCUUCCUAACUCCUGAUCAAGUUCAUCAACUUUUGUUAUUCCUGACUCCGAACGAUGAUCUUCAGAAGAUGAAUAACGAGUUUUGCCACUCUACCACGCAGCAAGAAGACCAACAAGAAGAAAGUAGCAUGAAAUUUACCGGCUGCUGACCGCAUAAAGGAAUAAAUGAUUGAAAAAAAAAAAGAAGAAAAUCAGAAAAAAAAGAAAGCAUGAAAACAACAAAAAGAU